Molecule: messenger RNA, 1426 nt
Organism: Physella acuta
Lineage: Eukaryota; Metazoa; Mollusca; Gastropoda; Physidae
Product: snRNA-activating protein complex subunit 5
Biological process (GO): transcription by RNA polymerase II; transcription initiation at RNA polymerase III promoter
Cellular component (GO): nucleus
Source: RefSeq, a predicted model, not a curated record
UGUUUUCUUUUGGCAGACGAAGAACGCUCAAUAAAUACAAUGAAUGAUUAGAUUUAAUUAGAGCAGUACUUCUUAGUUUUAGUAGAGAUUUAGAAGAUCGAGUCCUCUUUAAAUCAACAUGGCUCAAAGCAGCUAUGUUAAAGAAAAGUCCAUGUUGAUGGCGGAAAAGAAAACAUUGACUGAUAUGCUGUAUAAAUUUCAGGACCAGUUAAAUCGUCUCAAGAUUGAAGAGCUUGCACUUAAAAGUCUUAUGAAAAUGCAAGCCAUGCAAAGUUCUAAAAAACCUGGAAAAAGUAAUGGUGUCAGUAAUUCUUUAGAUUCUGUAUCUGAUAUUGGAAGCUUAGUCUCAAAAGCCUCUGGUGCUGAAUCUUACAAAGAGACCCUAAAUCUCAAUGUGGACACACAUGAAAUGGAUGAUCUUAAAAGACUUGAUGACUUCAUUGAAGAAGAAGAGGAUGAAGAAGAGGAAGUAAUGGAUGAAACCAAUGAAGAAGACUAUAAUGAUCAACUGAAGAGUUACAUGUAUUAAUGAGUGGUUAAAGCUUGAUGACAUUACUAAUUGGUCCUUUUUCUAUCAUAUUUUGGUUAUCACAUUGCAUUGAGAAUGAUCUCUCAGUGGCUGUGCAUCUUUGAAUUGUACCCUGUUUUAAUGGUAAACAAAGGCUGCAUUGAUCUUGUAAAUACUCUUUUUUUUUAAAAUAAUAUUAAUGUUUUUUACCUUAUUCAUGUACAUUGUGUAUUUUAUUUUGUAUUGGAUUAAUAGAAUAAAUCUCUAAUCUUAUACAUAUUAACUUACUUGAUAGUUAAUCAAUCAUGAUUCUGAAAAAUCUUUUAUAGAUUAUAAAUAAACCUAGUGUAAAAUUAAUGACCUAUAAUCAGUUGUUUUUUAGUUUGAUUCCUGGAAAUUAAUCAAAGCCCUUUUACUUUACUGUUAUGUUAAUAAUUAAGAAAAUUAUUUUAGCUGAACAUGAUUUUUAAAGCUCAAAACCUAUCUGAGGCUUACCUUAGCAGCAGCUUACUUAUACAAACAGCACUCAUAGGGCCUGACAAUGGCCAUGUUUAUAUGGCAGUAUAGCUGUGUUAAGAAUUGCUGUAACAAUUAUGUACAUCAUACUCAUAGGACCACAACAGCUAUAAAUAUGUAGACAUUUAUGAAACAAAAUAUAAUUUUGCUGUGCUUGAGUUGACACUUCACUGUAACUUUGUCAGUUUGGUAUUGAGUUGGUUGAGUGUUUUUACUUAUUCACUGAUAUGACCUGUUGAGUGGCUAUGUUAUUGAAUUAAAUAUGCUUAACAUUGAAAUAAGUCAUGUGAAUUAGUGAAAAAAAGAAUGUCAGGGUCAAGAAUAAGUGUCUUUUCUCUAAAAUGACAUUUUGGCAAGAAAACUGAUCUCUCAAAAGUGAAUUCACUGAAUAAACUAUGAGCA